Molecule: messenger RNA, 1042 nt
Organism: Aphis gossypii (cotton aphid)
Lineage: Eukaryota; Metazoa; Arthropoda; Insecta; Hemiptera; Aphididae
Exons: 1
Coding region: 47-1042 (331 amino acids)
Source: RefSeq, a predicted model, not a curated record
CAGUUGUAACUCGUGUGUAGAAGAAGGAACUUUUUUAAAUAAUCGUAUGUCAUAUUCAGGUAUAAAUUCUGAAUUAAGAACAAAUGAAUCAUUUCGUAGUAAAAAAGAUGAAGAUUAUCAUAAAGGUACCAGCCCUUUAGAAAUGUUUCCCGAUUUAAACAUAACAGAUGCUGUAUUGUUAGAAUAUAUGCAUUGUGUGUGCUUAGGUGUGAUGAAGCGAUUACUAAUAUUUUGGAAAAAAGGAAAAAAAACAACUCAUUUUAUUAACGAUGAUAUUGCAAAUGAAAUAUCAUCAGACCUUAUACGUUUAAAAUCAUUUUAUCCAAAAGAAUUUAGUCGUUUACCUCGUUCAUUAGAAGAGCUUAAGUUCUGGAAAGCUACGGAAUUUCGUUCAUUUCUACUUUAUUCAGGACUAAUUGUACUCAGAGGAAAACUAAAAAAGUCAUUAUACAAACAUUUUAUGUUGCUACACUGUUCAGUUCGACUACUUAUGUCGGAUGAAACAUGUAUCACCUACAAUGAAUUAGCCAAUAAAAUGUUAAGACAAUUUGUUACUCAAUAUUCAGAUCUAUACGGUGAAGAAUAUAUAACUUAUAAUGUGCAUGGCUUAAUACAUUUAGCUCAAUUUGUAAAAAUGCAUGGUUCAUUAGACAAAUUUAGCGCUUUUAAAUUUGAAAACUGCUUACAAAUUAUUAAAAGUACUUUAAAAAAUUGUAGAUUUCCUCUUCAAGAUGUGUAUAAUAGAUUAAUAGAAUACAAAAAUAUUGAUGUUGCUUCUUUUGUGAAUUACCCAAUUUUAAAAAAAGAAAUUACUUAUGAUCCCCUGUUGUACUGUGAUCCCACUGAUACAUUGUAUGAAGCAAUAGUUUUGGAAAAAUGGAUUAUAAGUACUGUAAAUAAUAAAAAUAUGUAUUUUAUGUUAAAAAAUAAAAAUAUUAUUUGUAUAAAAAAGAUUGUAAGAAAGGCUAUUGGAAAUAUAAUUUUAGAAGUUGUUAAAUUUAACUCAUGGCAAUGUUUAAUGAACCAUUUAAUUCUAGUUUAA